Messenger RNA from Pogona vitticeps (central bearded dragon), 992 nucleotides. NCBI's taxonomy places the organism in Eukaryota, Metazoa, Chordata, Lepidosauria, Squamata, Agamidae. The record is from RefSeq and is a predicted model, not a curated record.
CCUGGGGUUGUAAUAAUGGCGGUUGCGCUUUAAGACACAUGGAAUCUUGCAGGUCUUGGUGACAGUUACCGGGAGGCAAAAUGAGCGCCAGCAUGUUUCCGUAGCCACCUUGCACUAAACAUCUGGGCUCACCGUAGAAACAGCCUGGUACAUUCUCAUCAUCAUCACCCUCACUAUGCAGGCUCUCCUCCGACACCUCUACCUUUUUGUGCUGCUAGCAACAGGUGCCUCUCUGGAAUGUGAACAUUGUCAAGGGUCUAGCAAUGUCUGUAGCGGUCCAAAGGAGGCAUGUCCUGCUGACAAAGAUAUCUGUUAUACUGGAUAUUCUGAAGAUACCCUAGAGGGAACAUUGGCUCAGAACAUCGUAAAGGGAUGUGAAUCAACAGACCUGUGCUCUUUAGGUCCCGUACACUUGCAUGUUAGUAACGACAAAUACUACAACGCCAGAUACGCUUGUUGCCCAUGGAACAACUGCAAUGAUGUCUUUCCUAAGUUGUUACCAAUCAAGGAGGAAAAGAAGGUGGUUCAGUGCCCUGCUUGCUACUCCUGGACAGGGGAGUGCGGUUCCGACGUGGUGAACUGUACUGGGAAGGAGAUAUAUUGCUUUUCCCUGACCUCAAAAAUAAUAACUAACGGGACCAGCUUUGUUACCAUGAAAGGUUGCACCUCUAAGGCUGUCUGUGAAACAAUGAAAACCGGCGCCCUCGCCAUGAUCAUAAAGGAAGUUAAAGAAAUGCGCUGUACGUCUCUCAUUUCCAAAGGGUCUCGAUUAUUUGGGCCCCUCCUGCCAUCUUUCUUUGGGUUCCUAUUCGAGAAGAUCCGGUUGUAACAGGCGGCGGCAUGGGACUGCACCAAGAUCCAAAGGCUUAAAUCUACCUCUCUUUAAUCCAUGCACUUCUUUCUUGCAAUGUGGUUUGGUCUUCCGGCUAGACGGUCUCUCUAGUGUCGGCGAAAAAAAUAAUAAUAAAGAAAUAAAGAGGUCCUAACAUGAA